AUGUCGCUUUCUUUGGAGCAACAGGAGUUGAUUGUUUCAGACGUCAUGUGCGAGGAAAGUCUCCUGGAGAUGUUUAACGACGCGGAUGACUUCAAAUCGGAAUACCUUGACCGCAUAACAAUUGUUACGGCAGACUUGACACCAGAAAGUGCAGCUGAAGUCCUUUUCCCAGACGAGCUCCGAGGAGAGCCCGUCCACACAAUUGUCUACGGCAUCGGAGGCUUCAAGACCUAG
Messenger RNA from Colletotrichum fioriniae, 234 nucleotides. The record is from RefSeq and is a predicted model, not a curated record. Lineage: Eukaryota; Fungi; Ascomycota; Sordariomycetes; Glomerellales; Glomerellaceae.